Molecule: messenger RNA, 4106 nt
Organism: Magnolia sinica
Lineage: Eukaryota; Viridiplantae; Streptophyta; Magnoliopsida; Magnoliales; Magnoliaceae
Exons: 12
Coding region: 2144-2779 (211 amino acids)
Biological process (GO): carbohydrate metabolic process
Cellular component (GO): cell wall; vacuole
Molecular function (GO): protein binding; beta-galactosidase activity
Source: RefSeq, a predicted model, not a curated record
CUCUCUCUCUCUCAGCAGCCACUCCUCUCUCUCUCUCUCUCUCUGCACACAACAACGACAAUUGAUAGCAAUCAUUCGAUUUUCAAGGGCUCAGACGAAUUCAAGCCCUUCAUCCGGAAAGAGAUGCUAAACCUGAUGGUUGUCUGCAGCUGCUAUCUACAUCUCUUUUAAUGUUCUACCGCACGUAAGGCAAGUCAACCUGUGAAGGUCUUCUGCAUGUGCUAUGAGAACCUGUGGAGAACCUUUAUAGGCAAUUGGAAUAUUUCAUGAUUGGAACUACUAAUCAUUUUGAAUUUCAAGAAUCAGAGGUAAACCAUUUUUGGCUUGCAACUUCAAUAUUGUAUAUAAACAGAUUAUAGUUUUUUAUAGCUAUUUUGAUUAUCUGUUACUGUGAAUGAUGAAUUUCUAGCUUACUGUGAAGCUUCUUGAUAUACAACAAUGCAAAGAUAUUGCCAUUUUUGUUGUUUAUAUUUGUAGCAACCAUAAUCUAUUUUUUUUUUUCCUUCUACUGAUUGAUUUAAUAUGGAUUUCCUUCAUCCUGCAAAUCAAUCAUCUGUCACUUUGGGUUGGAAAUUUCUUAGUAGCUUAUAAGGUUUCUUGAUGUGGAAUGAUUUGUAAAAGUUUGCCAUUCAAAUUCAAAUUGCAGUCCAUUUCAAUCAUUGAAUCCAUUUCAUGUGAAUUGAUGUGCUAAAUUUCAGGAAUCUUGUGCUUUCUUGAUUGAAAAUUUCCAUUAGAGUACCACCAUCUAUCAUUAGAUGCCAACUUUGGGAGCUAGAUUUGGACCAACACUUCAAUGUUGCGAGGUUGUAGGAAGAAAAUUCUUGUGGGAGAGAAUUAUUUAAUGGUUGCUUCUUGCUCUGAUUCUUCUUUUAUGUGGCUAAAAUCUUCAUGGGUUUUACAGGAAGCAGGUUUUGUGAUUUGGGUUCUUUGGUGCACGACUUUGGGUUUGGACAUGGUUUCCAUGCCUCUCUUUAAAAGAAAGCCAUUUCCCCAGGUGCAACCACCACAGGAUUUGAAUCCAGAUGAUCCUUUUUUCCAAGUUCGUUUCACAAAAGAGAUAUUCAGGGACUACCAGUAUCCUUUGAUUUCUGCCAUAUCCUCAGGAAAUUCAAUAGCAUGGCCCAUUUCCUUUCUAAUUUAUAUUAUCACAUACUAAUCAUUGGAGAGAUGUUUUGAAUCAGGUAUUAUAUGCAUGAUUGAAACAAAUGGAUUUUUAUCAUUCGACCAAGCAAUGGUACAGGUGGCCCAUCUUGGCAUGGUCCAUGAGGCGCCAUCUCCCCCACAAGAUGAUCUUAGUCAUUAGAAAUAAUGAACACUACAACCAGUGGUCUGCAUUUAAUGGGGGCAACAUUAUAGCGUUUAUGAGUAAAAGAAUUUAGCCAUCUCCCCCACAAGAAACAGUGGUGAUUGAAUACCGACUAUUAAAAUUGAGUUUAUCUUUGCCUUUGGCCCAUGCUGAUCAUGGAAUAUAUUUGAUCCCAUGUUAUCAUUUGUUUCUUGUCAUGAUUUUGUUGAAUGCAACUUGGGGAGUGGCAGAUGUUCUUUACUGUGACAAUCUUUGCUUUUUGGCGGAAUAUCUACAGCUGGUAGUGCAUGGAGCAAUUCCUAGCACUUACUUUGAAUCUGAAACUGCUGUCCCAGCUGCUGAGAUGUCAUUUCACAUUCUCAACCAUUUUUAUAAGCAGUUGGAUGAAGUUUGUCCUGUGCGAGGUGGUGAGGAGGAAGCAUACCAUAUGCUUCUGGUGUUAUUUGUCGGAAAUUCCCAGAAAAUGCACAGUUUGAUUGGAUGCGCACCUUCAAUGGCUUUUGGGUCUGGGCUAGUUCUCGGGAUCUGGGAGUUGGUGGAAAUGUCUGGGAGUUGGGUCACUCGCCUCAAGAAAUGAUAAGGAAAACAAAAAUCCCAUCUAACAAAUUCUUAUUUCCAUAACACAUACAAAAUUGUGUUUGCAAAUUUUACAGAUUAAUACUUGUGCAGGCAUACACAUGCAUUUAUAUUUCUAUGCACUCUGUAAUGCAUUGUUGCUAUUUUCAUGUGCAGGUAUUUCGGCAACUCAGGAAUCAACACUGUCAUGUACUACAGUCCCACAAUUAUGCAGGUGGCCGGAUUUGCUAUUUUCAUGGAUUAAAAUGACUCUAAAUACACAUGGUUCUGUUUUCCAGUUCCAUCCAUUACCUGAGAAGUGUUCCUGAGAUGUGGCCUGGCCUUAUUCAGAAGGCCAAAGUUGGAGGCUUGGAUGUUAUCCAGACAUAUGUUUUUUGGAAUGGCCAUGAACCUUCUCCUGGCAAGCGGGUUCCCCAUUUGGCUGAAAUACGUUCCCGGUAUCAGUUUCAGAACGAACAAUGGACCUUUCAAGACAGUGAGGAAAGGACUCUAUUGCAUUGGGCUGUAGAUUGUGGCCACCAGAAUGUUGUGGAGUGGCUCGUUAGCAGAAAUGCUGAUGUGAAUGCUCAGGUGAGGCUCGUUGUUCUUUGUGAAGCCCACCCGAAGUACAUAGCUGUAUAUUUCCUUUUGGCAAUAAAAUACAGGUGGGCUGAUUCCACUGGCUUCCUUCAAAAAAAAAAAAAAAAAAGAGUUAUUGAAAUUGGUUUAGUCUAUAUACAUGUUCUGCUUUUUAGUCACUUGGUGAGAUGUUUCUUGUUGAUAGUUGGCUUGAGGCCACUGAUGAACGGCUUAGUUGCUUGCAAUUCACACAAAACAUUUAUACAAGUGCUCAUCAUAGAUGAAAGUUUCCAUCAAGCUGUAAUUUCCUUGGCUUUAGUUCAAAUCACAGUCAGGUGAUUUUCAAGUUGGGUUUUAAAGGGGGUGCAACUCCCAUUUGAGGGCUACUUCUAUAUUAACACUAGGAAACAUCACAAUCAGGUGAUUUUUGAAAGAUUUCAUUCUUUAUAUAUGAGCUGUAUUUUAAAGUGGGGUUUUAGUGACUUUUCAGACUAAUAUGAAGAUUCAUCCUACAGUCUAAUUAUAAUCCACCUUCCUCCAAUCCAGCCCGUCUGAGGGAGGAGGUUUUGGCUGAGAAAGGGCUGGAUUGGAGGAAGGUGGAUUCUUAGAUUGAGGUUACUGAACCCUAGUUAAUUUCUAUACACUUGCUCUCAACAAUAUCGAUUUACCUUUUUCAUUUUCAUUUAAUAAAUAAAUAAAUAAAUUUCACUAACAAGUCAUGCCUUUAACCAGACAUUUGCCUCCUGUUUUUGUACAUGUACAUUAUUGAAUUGUUAAGUAAGAUACAAAUGUUGGUAAUGGAUGAUAUAAUGACACAGGUAUAAGAAUGUCUUCCUUUCUUAUUUGCAUUUUUUGGGUAAAACUUAUUUAAACUAUUUUUCGAUGGACUAGAUAAUCCAUCCGUUCUACCACUCGUGUCCCAUCUUGAAUGGACGAAGUAAUGGAUGUGAGGCUUGGUAAUAAAAUUCAACUUUUUAAUUUUCUUCUUGUGAUUAGUAUCAUUCUUUGGGAAAAACUUAUUUAAACUAUUUUUCUAUUGCAAAGGCCAUGGUGAAAUUUGCACCAGGACUUCAAUACACCAGCAAGCUGAUGUAGGUGUAGGAGGUAUAUAUUUUGAAGGAGGUUGUGUAAGUUUCUUGCUGUAAGACAGUUUCCUUUUCCUUCUUUCAAUUAGCUAGAUUUACUUGAUACCAAAGCUUGUAUAUUUGGAUAUGUUGGAUGGGGUGCAAUGUCAUUGGUUUGGAUGAAGCUAUUAAGGUUUUCAAAUCUUUACAGUGAUGUCCAAUCUAAGAUGAAUGACCUUGGCCUAAAGCUACAAUCAAAUAGGCCUAUGCCUUAUCCUUUAAAUAUAUGUGCGGUUCCCAGAACCUCUCUGGGAUGGCUCAUGAAUAAUUGUUUGUUCUGUAAAGUUGAUUUCACUUUGUUUCUCAAAUAUUUGCAGAUGACAAUCAAUUAUGAGUGGAAAGAAGAAUAACAUACUUGUAGAGAGAUGAUUUUUCAUCGCCAGCGGUCUGUUUCGAGCACGUAUCUUGAUCUAACUUUACUUUACACUUACAGUUUGGUUGAAAUUGUUAUCUUAACUAAGAAAAUUGCGAACAAGCUUAUAUUUUGAUAGAUUUACCUUAUAUGAUUUGAGAUAUUUAGAAUAAUAUUUUUUGUUAACAAA